Schistosoma turkestanicum is the source of this 401-nucleotide messenger RNA. The record is from the annotation of a GenBank genome assembly. Lineage: Eukaryota; Metazoa; Platyhelminthes; Trematoda; Strigeidida; Schistosomatidae.
CUUAUAUUUGAACUAAAUUAUUCUAUUUAAAUUUACAAUAGUUUUAUUUCACAAUUUGGUAAUUUGUUCAUUGCUUCGCAUUGCAUUCUCAGAAUGGUUUCACUCCACUGUAUAUGGCUGCCCAAGAGAAUCAUUUGGAAGUUGUACGUCUACUACUAACUAAUGGUGCAAAUCCUGGUCUAACUACAGAUGAUGGUUUUACACCACUUGCUGUAGCUCUACAACAAGGCCAUGAUCGUGUUGUUACUCUAUUACUAGAAAGUGAUUGUCGUGGUAAAAUUUGUUUACCAGCUUUGCAUAUUGCAUCCAAGAAGGAUGAUGUUAAAGCAGCGAAUUUAUUAUUAAAUAGUGAUGUCAAUGUCGAUCAUCAAUCAGCCGUAAGUUUUUUUAGUGAUUACUAA